Molecule: messenger RNA, 1141 nt
Organism: Pan troglodytes (chimpanzee)
Lineage: Eukaryota; Metazoa; Chordata; Mammalia; Primates; Hominidae
Product: MAM and LDL-receptor class A domain-containing protein 1-like
Exons: 5
Coding region: 732-1133 (133 amino acids)
Cellular component (GO): membrane
Source: RefSeq, a predicted model, not a curated record
GGGUUUCACCAUGUUGGCCAGGCUCAUCUUGAACUCCUGACCUCAGGUGAUCCACCCUCCUUGGCCUCCCAAAGGCCAGCCCAUGCCUGGGAUUACAGGUGUGAGCCACCAUGGCCGGCCAACAGGCACAAUUUGGGAAGGCUCCAGAGAAAGCAGUUCCAGGGAAGAUCCACCUUCCACGUUUAAGGGGCACCAUAUCUUGUAUUGGACACAUGUACAACUGUCCUUCAAAUAGUAGACUCUGAGUUCCAACAUUAGGGCAAUUUUUUUACUCCUAUGAAGGAUUGGCUUUGGGGCUUGCCUGUCAUUAUGGAGAUAUGAUUAAAAUUCUGAAACAUUGGCAUAGUUGUUUUGUUCUGUUUUUCUCUGUCUCUAUUUGAGUGGUGUGUGUGUGUGUGUGUGUGUGUGUGAGAGAGAGAGAGAGAGAGAGAGAGAGAGAGAGAGAGAGAGAGAGAUAGGGUUACCUAAAGGGUGAUGAUACCAUAAAGAGAAAUUGGUUACAGAGUGCUUUGUAGAAUGAAUAUUAACAUUAAAGCAAAAUACUUGAGUCUUUCCAGUUGCACCUGCAUUUCACUUCUUGCCAAUCUUUAAAUUUAACAGAUGGAAUUUUACUGUGUCAAGAAGCAUUGAAUGCUGAGCGGGAGCUAUGUCAUCCAGAUACAGAUCUCUGCAGAUUUGAUGCUACAGAUGAAGAGUUGAGAUUGUGUCAGGCCUGUGGGUUUGAAUUUGACAUGUGUGAGUGGACGUCAGAAGCAUCUGCUGGCCAAAUUUCCUGGAUGCGCACAAAAGCGAGAGAGAUCCCUGCAUUCGAAUCCACACCUCAGCAGGAUCAAGGAGGUGAUGAUGAAGGUUAUUAUGUAUGGGUAGGCGCUAAGCAUGCUUUCACUCUUAACCAUUUAGACAGCAGGGCUUACCUAAAUAGCUCUGUGUGUCAUUGCCUGGGCAAGAGCUGUCAUCUUCAAUUCUAUUAUGCAAUGGAAAGCAGUGUCCUGAGAGUAAGACUGUAUAAUAAUAAGGAAGAAGAAAUAUUUUGGACAUACAACAUAUCAACUCACAGCCAAUGGGUGAAAGCAGAUGUGUUAAUACCAGAAGAUCUGAAGACAUUUAAGAUUAUUUUUGAAGGGACUCUUUAGAGCCAGAG